Cyclocybe aegerita is the source of this 1188-nucleotide messenger RNA. Lineage: Eukaryota; Fungi; Basidiomycota; Agaricomycetes; Agaricales; Hemipholiotaceae. The record is from the annotation of a GenBank genome assembly.
AUGGACCAAGGCGUGGCGAUCGAAGACAUCCAGAGCAAUACGGGAUCUAAUCUCCUACCACCAUCUGUAAGUCGAGAUCAAGUGCAGAACGUAGCGCACAACUCUCCUCGUCAAGGCCAAUCCCUGAUUCCUGUGUGUAUGAAGACUGUAGGAGUGCAACAAGACACCGCAGGGCCCUCAAGCCAGCCCGCAAACCAAGAAGUCAAACAGAAACCUGACCGAGAGAAACCGUCAGAGGAACAACUUGCGAAACUCGGUGUCAAAGUCAGGGAUUUUGCAUAUGAAAGCAAGCUCCCUCCUGUCCGAACGAUCUAUCUCCAGCCCCGUCAAGUUCAACCCAGUGCGCCACAGGGUCUCCAACGCGAAGAUACGGAGGAAGAUGAAUCAUUUUCGCAGUCGCAAGGUGUACGCUCACUAGAAAGAACCAACACUGAGCCUACGGUCGCAGCCGCGCCUCCAUCACGAACGCGCGGCUUUCUAGACCUCGCCAACUAUACCCUGGACAGUAAUAGCCUCGACUCUCAGACGCCUAUGGCGUAUCCUGAAUCCCAAGCGAGCGCAGGGCUGCCAGAAAUCGUCUUCGAGUCGCAAGACUCUGACAUGCCACCAAACGACACGGCAAUCGUGACGCCAAACGGGUCGUUUCAGUGGGAUGUUGAGGACACAAGCGAUACUCCUGCCUCGCAGCUUGACACGGAGUCUCAAGCGCCAGAGCCAGAAAUAAUUUCAUAUUCGCAGCUCGGGUUUUCACAACCGUCAGAGCCGUCUUCGCAGCCUGCUCCUUCAGAAGGCGACAUAUCCUUACUCAAUUGCUCGCCACUGACACCGCUUCCAUCAUCGCCUUCAAAUGCUGCUCCCUCCCCUUUGGCCCUGCGAAAAUCCACCUCCUCAAUUUUGUCGCAAAGCUGCGUAUCGUCUAGUAAUUCUCCCAAAGCCCGCUCAAACUCCAAUACCGGCAUUGUUGCUUCGCCUCGGUACAAUUUACGGAAGCGGACUAUUUCCGCGGUUUCUCGCCACACCCCUCCUAAGGCGCCUAAACGUGCCCGAGUUUCGAUGCUUCCAGGUGGAUCAGGGGUACCUGCACAUCUGAAGACCGUUGGUGUACAACCCAUCAAGCCAGGAAAGAAGGCGAAAGGAAAAGAGACAGCCACCAACUCGAGUGGACGACGAAGGAAGGCACGCACCUAA